Messenger RNA from Physeter macrocephalus (sperm whale), 1289 nucleotides. Its product is annotated as gametogenetin-binding protein 1-like. NCBI's taxonomy places the organism in Eukaryota, Metazoa, Chordata, Mammalia, Artiodactyla, Physeteridae. The coding region runs from base 91 to 1098 and encodes 335 amino acids. The transcript is spliced from 6 exons. The record is from RefSeq and is a predicted model, not a curated record.
GUUUUAAUUUGAAAACUCUUUCUGUUCUUAAGCAGUUGGUCCUGAGGUGGCUGCUGUGGCCCCUCCCUCUGAGUCAGAGUCCUUGUCAGGAUGGAGGCCCCAGCUUCAAGCCCUCUAUCCCGAAUUUUGGGCCACUCCUCCAUGUUCCGCUUUUUCUGUAGCCUGGUGGGGAGCAAGGGCAGCCCAAAGAGCUCAGACAAGCCCCUGCUGGGGGGCCAGUCUUGUCCCUUUCGAGAGCAGGACUCCACCCCUUUGAUGACUGAUCGCCAGGGAGGAGCAGGGAGGAAGGAGUCCAGGCCUCCUGCCAUGCUGCCCUACACCCUCUCUGUGGCCCUGCCACAGCCCGAUCCCUCGGGGCUGGGGCUGGGGGACACAGGAGCCCGGACCCCCACGCCCGUGGAGGUCCUGAGGGUUCUGGCUCAGGGUGUAGAGGUGAAGCCAGUCCUGCCCAGAGGAAGCCAGGAGGUGCUGGGCAACCUGUCUGAGUUGGAGGAGAGGAAAGAGGAGGAGAAGGAGGCAGCAGGGGAUACGGGGACCUCAGACAGGGGCCACUUUGCCCAAGCCUUGGCGGUGGAGCAAGGAUGCUUGCAGAGGGCCAUGGGGCCACUGAAUAUCAGCCUCGAGACCUUCACCAGGGAGGAGGAGAAGGAGUGUCUGCUUGAUGGAGACCUCAGGCUGGCCUCCUGCCAGGUGGGAGCAACUCCCUGGAACCGCCUCCUCAGCUUGUACAAGCAGCUCCAGAAAUCGGCCACGGCCAAGUUCCCUCUCAAGGAAGGACUGCCCUGUGAGGAGAAAGGCAGGGAAGAGGAAACAGAGGAGGAGGACAGCUCACUCAAGCUCUGUGUCCCAGACAUUGUCACCCUCCAGUCGCCGCUGCAUAAGACUUUUAGGUCGACAGAUACAGUAGGUUUCGUGGAGUCGGAGUUAAAGAAGCUUCUGGUAGUGCAACGGGAGUCCCGCCACUGGAAGAUGGGUGGCCAUGAGGGCCGGAAGCUGCUGACCCAGCCAGAGAUCACCCUGGAGGAGGCAGGCAUUGUGGAUGGCCAGCACCUGCUCCUUGAGGAGAUGGAUGAGAUGGGAAACUGGCCUCCAGAGUGAAGCUGGUGCUGGCCUGAGUCUGCCCUGCCCCGGGCCCCUGCAGCCCGUGUAGAGAUGUAUCCGCCUCCUCUUAGGGCACCUCAAGGAGCCCCUGGGGCCAAGGGGUCUUUAAUAAAUGGUGUCCAUGUGUCGGCAGGGUGGGCCUGCCUGGCACACUGUCCCCACUCUUCAGACUCAGGUCUGUGAUGUUA